AGGAGCCGAUUCACAACAACACGGCGCACGAGCUGACAGGAAGUCAUCCUGGGACUGAAAAAGGGAGACAAUUUAAUCCGACAAAAUGAAAAAGUUUUGGGACAAGAUACCGAAAAGGGUGCAAAGAAUGGACAGCACCAAGCCUUUAAUGGAGAACAACAACGACUAUGACUGUCCUGUGUCUGAGACAGGACAGCUCUCACAGGAGCUCCGUUCAAUGUGCUCUGAUGACACUUCAGACAGAGAGCAGACUUCCUCCCAUCACACUGAGAGAAGCGGUGAUCAGAGAUCCGAGCCCCUGAGCUUCCCAGAAGUUCCAACAGACCUGGGAAAACAUCUGGAUCAGCAUCUGGAAGAUGUAGAUGAAAUAGUCAAAAAUAAUCACGCCACAGAUGACUUCCUCUGUGAGAUACUUCCUCACAUCGAUGCUCUGCUCCAGAACAUCAGCACCAGCAAAAGCUGGGUAAUCCUGACAAACUGGGUCUCACAGAGGAAGGAUCAACUUGAUCACUCUGACCUUGGUCUGCUGGAUGAAUGGGAAUCAAAAGCAGAGGAGAAACUGCUGGAGAUGGUAAAGGUGGAAUUCAGAGAUUCCCUGGGAAAAAUCCUGGAUGCUGAUCGAACACAAAUGGAUCGCAGUGAGGAGGCCUACACUCAGCUUUAUGUGGACGUUAUUCAGUGUGCUAAUGCAAUGCCCAAAUUGGUACAGGAGAAAAGAUUGCUGAGUAAUGAGGUGAAGAAGGUUUGCUUCCAAGAGCUGCAGAGUUUUGUGAAAAGGUACAACUCAGUGCAAGGGGAGAUACUCCAUAAGAAAGCUGAAGCAUGGAGGGAAAACCCAGAAACCAUACACUUCCUGAAGACUCUGAAAACGUGUAAAGAACUAAGGCAGCACAUCCAGGCUGAAGGAAACGUUAAAGCUGGCUCUGUUGACGAAACCAAGAAAACGCUUGAAAAGCUGGAGGCUCUAACUCUGGAGCUCAUAAAGAAAAUUGCAACUGAACUUGCUGAGAGCUGCCUACAGGAUUACUUCAGAUCGGCCAGCAGGCCACGUGGGAAGGUUUUACUCUGCCGGCCUGGUGAAAGACACUGUGAGCUGUUUGACUCUCUGAGGAACCAUUUUCCCAAGAUGCCUUAUGCUUUGGAUGAACAAGAGAUCGUGAUGAAUGAGGUUUAUAAGGUCGUUGCUCACUGUUACUUCAAACAUCUCCUCCAAAAUCGUCAGUCAGUACUGAAAAAGCAAUGGAGUUCAGAUGUUGGUAAAGCGAUCCAGGAGGAUGCCGAUGAGCUUCACGCCACCAUCUCAGAUCUGGCUCCUGGUGUCCAGCAGUGGAAUCGCCUGCUACUGGUGAUCCAAGAGGUGUCAGACUGCAAAGACCUCGACUCAGUCAAGCUCACCAUCUCAUUGAAACAGGAAGACAUUGAGAAGCGGAGUGAGGACCCGGAGCUCGUAACCAAACUGCUGCAGUGGAAGGGUCUUUCGAAAGGUCAGAUCAGUGAAGUUCUGGAUGCUUUACCUGGCAGUCCACCCAAACCCAAGUCUAAACCCUUAUUUUUGCGUUUCUGCUGCUGCUGAUCUACAAGCAACUGCACAAACCUGACAUAUGUAAAUUUUGUAUAUGUAUUGAUAAAACACAUUCCGUUAAGACCAAGCCAAGUCUACUGUAAAUCUCCUUCAUUCAGGUGUGAAUUUUUCAGCAAAAAAAAAAAAGAAAAAAAAAAAGUCCUCUGUAAAAAUGCAAAAUUUCAAGGGACUGUUUCCUGCACCUUUGUAAGAGCUGAGCCAUGCAUUCCCAGGUUGUGUCUCGGGGUUGUUUUUGUUUUUGUCUGACUCAAUAUUCUUCAACUUGUGUGUGAUUCACUAUCAGUCUGUCUUAACUGCAGGUUCUUUAUUUAGGUAUCGGCAUUCUGUGUUUUGUUGUCUCUUUUGUUGCGGUGGGUUUUUCCACUCGCUCUGUUUUGUUCUUUUCUUUACAUGUUCUGCUUCAAAAUGUGUUUCAGAAAGGCCAACAAGCCUUUUAAUGUUAAUAGUUUACUUACUUUACUGUAGUUUACUAUUUCAUCACGUAUUACAUUUUGUUUGUGAUUAUUCAUAUGAAUUGAGGUACCAAGGAGUUUCUAGAAUAUUCAUGAGAAUUUAACAAUAAUAAGGUACAGGCAAACUCCUUCCUUUAAUGAUCACAUCUUUUCUUAAACUGUUUUAGAUAGCUUUUAUAUGCUACAUUUAUAUGUUAAUAUUUAUAAAAAUUUAUUUAUGAAAGAUAAUAAUUUUUCUUUUCUUUUAUUUUUUUAUUCUACCUGGUACUUGAAUUUCCUGAAUUUUCUUGCAAGUUCCUGUAAUAAGGCUCCUGCGAAACAAGACAGGGAAUAAGUCAACUGCUAAAUCAAAAUAUAGGCAUGGGAGUACUGUAUUGAAUUGUAAAUGUUUUUGUUUUGCAUUUCUAAUUUUCUUUGCCUCAGUUUCAUUAAAUGGAGGUACUGUUUUAAAGGAUAUUGUUUCCUUUUAUCAGGGAGGAAUUCUCUUGAACAAAUGUCAAUAAAAUGAAUUCAAAAUGA
Messenger RNA from Poecilia latipinna (sailfin molly), 2553 nucleotides. RefSeq lists its product as uncharacterized. Gene Ontology annotation, cellular component: exocyst. The record is from RefSeq and is a predicted model, not a curated record. The transcript has 11 exons. Gene Ontology annotation, biological process: exocyst localization; exocytosis. Lineage: Eukaryota; Metazoa; Chordata; Actinopteri; Cyprinodontiformes; Poeciliidae. Gene Ontology annotation, molecular function: SNARE binding. The coding region runs from base 86 to 1573 and encodes 495 amino acids.